Synchiropus splendidus (mandarinfish) is the source of this 1741-nucleotide messenger RNA. Its product is annotated as transmembrane protein 43-like. Gene Ontology annotation, cellular component: nuclear inner membrane. The coding region runs from base 153 to 1361 and encodes 402 amino acids. The transcript is spliced from 12 exons. Lineage: Eukaryota; Metazoa; Chordata; Actinopteri; Syngnathiformes; Callionymidae. The record is from RefSeq and is a predicted model, not a curated record. Gene Ontology annotation, biological process: nuclear membrane organization.
GAAGAUAUCGUUUGACAUGUUCCGCCCACCUGAACUAUUGUCGUGCAACGCUGUAUAUUAUUACACUUCACAGUGUGAAGCCAGAAGUUAAGAGACGGAUUGUCCGGUCAUUGGUUCUAAAGACGUAGUUUUCUCAGUCAUCACUGUCAAACAUGUCUUCAUCAACGACUUUCUCCGGCAGCAGAGAGCCAAACCAGCACCGGCGCGUCCAGUCCAAGCCGGGCUUCCUAGAAAGACUGAGUGAGACUGCAGGGGGCGCUGUUAUGGGCAUCAUCCUGUGCUUGGUGUCCUGCUACCUUCUGUUUACUAACGAGGGUCAGUCUCUCAAGACGGCGACCUCGCUCAGAGAAGGUCUGGCAGAGGUGGUCUCUUUGGACAAACCUCUCAGCGUUGAUGGGGUGAACAACAACCGUUUGGUUCACUUGUCUGCGCAGCUGCAGACCUCACAGCCUCUCCACGAUCCCAACUACAAUGUGGUGGUUCACGCAGUGAAGCUGAGGAGGCAGGUGGAGAUGUACCAGUGGGUGGAACAGCAGCAGAGCAAUGACGUCGUAGAAAACGGAGAGACCAAAACGGAGACGACCUACUCAUACAACACCGAGUGGAAAUCAGAGUUGGUCAACAGUCGCAAUUUCGAUAAGGAGAUUGGCCACGAGAACCCGAGCGCCAUGGCGGUGGAGAGUGCGACGGUGGUGGCUCCUGAAGUCAAGGUUGGCCCCUUCACUCUGUCCAAAGGUCUGGUGGAGCAGAUCGACGACUUCCACGCUCUGAGUCUGAAGGACUUGAGUGCGUUGAACCUGGACAGCUUUCUCACCAUCCACGAUGACUAUUUCUAUCACACUGAAAACCCACGCAGGCCCGAGGUCGGUGAUGUCCGGGUGAGCUUCUCCUUCGCUGGACUUAGCGGCGACACAUCCUACCUGGGUCCGGCUCAGACUGUCAGUGUAGUGGCCAAACAGAGAGGAGGUCAGCUGAUCCCCUACAAGACCAGAUCUGGAGACGCCCUGGAGAUCCUGUACGAGGAGGAUCUCUCUGCAGGGGAGGUGUUUGAGAGGGAGCUCCAGUACAACAGCAAGAAGACGUGGGGUCUCCGGCUGCUGGGAUGGUUCCUCAUGUUCCUUGGUAUCCAGCUGGCCAUGCGCAUCAUCUACACUCUAGUGGACUGGAUCCCUCUUCUCCGAGAGCUGGUCUCCGUGGGACUGACCAUCUUCUCUCUGUGCAUCUCCUCCUCUCUGUCUUUUCUCAUCAUUGGAUUUGGUUGGCUCUUCUACCGUCCCCUAGUGGCUGUUGCUCUGGGCGCUCUCGCCAUGGUUCCUGUGUUUCUGGCCCGUUGCAGACUUCCUGCCAAGAAGCAUCAGUGACUAGGAAAGGGGGUGGUUUUUGGGUGACCCUAACACCAAACCACCUGUGAUGGAGAGGGAGAGACUAUGAUGAAAGCGAAGUGGAAAACUAGAUGAAGUGAUGAACUUCAGUCAGCACUCACAACAUCCAUGUGCCUUAGGACUUAAAAUGUUUACAGAUAUUGAAUCUAACAGUGUAACUUUUUGUCAUGUUGACUUUCUAUGCAAGAAAAUUGAACCAAAGAGUUAAUGUUACUCAGCUAUUAAAUGCAAUCCAUAAUGUUGUUAUCAUACUAUAAAAAGGUUGUGUGGUUUUGUGUUAAAAAAAGAAGAAAAAAAAGAUCAGCACUGUUGUUUUUGCCACUCCUUCAAGCUCCAUGUGCCAAAAAGUAAAAAAUAAA